AUGACUGGCUGGUUUCAUUUACUCCGCCUCAACCCGGCUAGCGACACACCAGAUACCAAGAUGGAUUGGCACCCUGAAAGUAUCAAGCAUGGAGUACAGGCGCAGCAAGCAGCAGCCAUGACUAAUGACAGCCAGAAAUGCCUCUUUUUCCCCACCCUGCAAUGCCUGAACCUGCCGAUCCCUGACUGA
Messenger RNA from Aspergillus niger, 189 nucleotides. RefSeq lists its product as uncharacterized. The transcript is spliced from 2 exons. Bases 1 to 189 code for a protein of 62 amino acids. The record is from RefSeq and is a predicted model, not a curated record. Lineage: Eukaryota; Fungi; Ascomycota; Eurotiomycetes; Eurotiales; Aspergillaceae.